Molecule: messenger RNA, 1533 nt
Organism: Seminavis robusta
Lineage: Eukaryota; Bacillariophyta; Bacillariophyceae; Naviculales; Naviculaceae
Source: the annotation of a GenBank genome assembly
AUGAAGGCCUUGUUGGCAGAUCACGAAGCCCAGGUGGUCCAAGAUCAACUCAGGUUGCAACUUCGUCAAGGGCGAUUGAACACUCCCCCCUCUGCUUCUACCCUAAGUGCCAAUGCCUAUGACAUGCUCUCUUCCGGGGCAGCUGGUGGUGCUGGUGGGGGGCGAUCCUCUCUUUCUCUUCCAGGUGGGUCAGCCGCGGCAGCAGCCGUAGCGGCAGAAGCAGGAAACUCAAGGGCAUCGUUGGAAGGCGCCAGCUUGUCGUCGGCAGCUCUUUUGCUACAGCAGCAGCAGCAGCAGUCUCCGGCAAGUCAACGGGCACGAAUGUUGGGAUUGGGUGGUAGCCAGCCGCAGUCGCAGCAUGGUUCGCUCUUGAGGGCCAAUGGCACCGCUUCGUCUGGGGGCAUGAACAAUGUCAUACUCCCCAAUGGUCUACGAGAAGAAUCCAUGUUCUUUGGCAAGAUCUCUCGCGAGACAUCGGCUGCCGCGGCUGCCGUUGACGUUGCACUCGAUGUGCAGUCGCGACAAGGAGGCAACAAGAAGUACGAUGACGGCCGUGGGGGGAAUGAGAACUCCAAGCUUGAUGACGACCAUCCUUCGGCUUCACUUCGAGACAGCUCCAAUUCAGCAGCAGCAGCGACCGCGAACGCUGCUGAAGGAGUAGGAGAAGAACCUGAGGAAGAGGAUGAAGAAGACCGAUUGGAUGAUGACGAGUACUUUCGUCGGCACCAUCCUCCUGCUAGUGGAGACAAUGCGGGCUCUUCCAACGAAGCAGGUGGGAACUCGUAUCCCAUGGCCCGCGAAGCUUUCCCUCUCAAGUUGUACCGCAUCCUUUACGAGGCUGAACAGAACGAACAAGACGAUAUCAUUUCAUUCUUCCCCCAUGGACGAGCCUUUGCCGUACACAAGUCCAAAGAGUUCACACGCGAUAUCAUGCCCAAGUACUUUCCUGCAGGGCGCAUGAACACGUUCUUGAAGCAGCUCAACUUGUAUGGAUUCCGGCGAAUCACCGAAGGGCGGGACAAGGGUGGCUACUUCCACAAGGACUUCUUGAAAGGCAAAAGGCACAUGUGCAAGAAGAUCAAGCGAAAGAAGGUGCAUGUCAACAAGGCCCCUCCUCCCACACCAGCCCAACACGCGCCCGCAUUCUUUUCGCACCCUUCCUUUGGGCGCAUGGGGGCGUCGAAUCUUCCUUUCCUUGAUCAAUUGUCGUCUACCUUUGGUAGCAGCAGCAAUCUGUCUCAACAGCAGCAGUUACUGCAACACCAACAACAGUUGCUUCAGCAGCAGCAACAACAGCAGCAGCAGUUGCUCUCUGGGUUGCAGCUCUCAGGUUCUGCUUCUAACGCUGCUUCAAUGUUUGGCAAUGCUGCGUUCAAUCGCGAACGACUUCUUCUGGCGUCUUCCAGCACGGAGAACGUGGCUCAGAAUUACAUGCAAGAUCUGUCAUCACCCAGCUCGGUCAACAACUCCGCAAGGCUCCAUCCAGCGAACUUCCAGAACUUCAAUGGGAAUAACCAUCCAAACCUUCGAUAG